AUGGAGUUUAGUCCAGAAGCUUCCUCAAAGGACUUGAUGAGGCUGAAAAGGUUUGCUAACAUUCUAUUGUCCAUGGUAGAGAAGAGAAUAGUGUCAUCAGCAAAUUGAAGAUGAUUUAUCUGAAUAGGAGGGCUCCAUAGAGAAAAUUCUUCAAUCAACCUGGAGGAGGCUUCUUGAGACAAGAGCCUACUGAAACAAUCCACAAUAAAAAUAAAGAGGAAGGGUUAAAAGGGAUACCUUGCCUUAAAUCCCUAAAGGCCUUGAUCUUACCUCCUAAGUUUCCCAUUGUGGGUGAAAGGGGAUCCUUAGGUCGCUGGUUUGAAUCCGGCAGGAAGGGGAAAUUAUCGAUCCAAUUCCACUCCUCCGAGAGAGCACUGUUCAUCGGCUUUGUUGCAUACUGUUAAUUUCUCUUCUCAUCCACGGGCCCAAAUAAAGUUUAGUUAGCACGCCUCGCUAAUUGCCACCUCCAUUGCUUUCUCCAGCGUCGGGCACUGGGAGCUUGAGCAACAUUCUAGCAAUCAAAGUAUUCUCUACAUAAAUGGCAAACACUUUACGCUUGUAUUUGACGUGCAUACGUAACACUCUUGAGGCUGCGAUGUGCCUUCAGAAUUUUCCUUGUCAAGAAGUUGAAAGACAUAACAAGCCGGAGGUUGAACUAAAGACUAGCCCGGAACUUAUUCUUAAUCCUAUCUCAAUAUGUAGAAAUGAGUCGGAGAAGUGUUUGAUUGAGACAUCUAUAAACUCACUUCGUAUCAGUCUCAAGGUUAAGCAAACAGAUGAACUGGAGAACAUUUUAACUAAAAAAUUCCUUCGAUUUUUGUCAAUGAGGGCAGAAGCUUUCCAAGUUCUAAGACGAAAACCUGUACAGGGAUAUGAUAUUAGCUUUCUCAUAACAAACUAUCACUGUGAGGAGUUGCAGAAGCAAAGACUCAUUGAUUUCAUUGUACAAUUCAUGGAGGAUAUUGAUAAAGAGAUCAGUGAACUUAAAAUGUCCGUGAACACUCGAGGAAGGCUCGUAGCGACAGAGUUUUUAAAGCAAUUUAUUUGACGUCUCUAGUAUAAUACUAGUAUCUAGGUAAAACUUCGACUCUCUCUGAGCAUUUUUUUUUGAACAAGAAACAAACUUCCCAUUGAAUUAAUGAAAAGGAAUGACAAUGUUCAAAGAUAAAAACUCUCGAAAGAGUGACUCUCUGAGCAUUUCCUCGAGGUUAUUCUGUUUUUGCU
Molecule: messenger RNA, 1224 nt
Organism: Momordica charantia (bitter melon)
Lineage: Eukaryota; Viridiplantae; Streptophyta; Magnoliopsida; Cucurbitales; Cucurbitaceae
Product: actin-related protein 2/3 complex subunit 4
Biological process (GO): actin filament polymerization; Arp2/3 complex-mediated actin nucleation
Cellular component (GO): actin cytoskeleton; Arp2/3 protein complex
Molecular function (GO): actin filament binding
Source: RefSeq, a predicted model, not a curated record